Molecule: messenger RNA, 463 nt
Organism: Eptesicus fuscus (big brown bat)
Lineage: Eukaryota; Metazoa; Chordata; Mammalia; Chiroptera; Vespertilionidae
Product: fatty acid-binding protein 5-like
Exons: 1
Coding region: 24-431 (135 amino acids)
Biological process (GO): fatty acid transport
Cellular component (GO): nucleus; cytosol
Molecular function (GO): fatty acid binding
Source: RefSeq, a predicted model, not a curated record
UCCCGCACGACUCCACGCCCACCAUGGCCUCCAUCCAGCAGCUGGUAGGGAAAUGGCGCUUAGUGGAGAGCAAAGGCUUCAACGAGUACAUGGAGGAAUUAGGCAUGGGGAUGGCUCUGCGGAAAAUGGGCGCCAUGGCCAAGCCAGACUGUGUCAUCUCUUCCGACGGCCAACAUCUCACCGUUAAAACCGAGAGCACGUUGAAGACCACCCAGUUCUCAUGCAACCUGGGAGAGAAGUUUGAAGAGACUACAGCAGAUGGCAGGAAAACUCAGACCAUCUGCAACUUCGUCAACGGCUCGCUGGUCCAGCACCAGGAGUGGAACUGGAAGGAGAGCACCAUCACGCGGCGGCUGGAGGGUGGGAAGCUAGUGGUGGAAUGUGUCAUGAACAAUGUCAACUGCACUCGGGUCUAUGAGAAAGUGGAAUAAAAAUCCCGUCAUCCUUCCAGACGGGAAUUAAA